Messenger RNA from Knipowitschia caucasica, 915 nucleotides. The record is from the annotation of a GenBank genome assembly. NCBI's taxonomy places the organism in Eukaryota, Metazoa, Chordata, Actinopteri, Gobiiformes, Gobiidae.
AUGGUGGUGCCCAGGAAACGGAAGGACUCCACAGAGGAGCAGGACGAGGACUCUCUUCACUACGCUGCUCUGAACGUUCAGUCUUCCUCCAGACGACAGAGAGUCACGCCUCAGACAGACUGUGUGUACUCCAGACUCGGCCAAUCAGAGUCGAGCUUGUUUCUUGACAAAGUCAGGACGCAGUUCAGUGAAGAAGAGAGUUUGAAGAGAAUGGCUCCUGUGCAGAAGGUCUGUUGCCUCCUUCUCGUACAUCUGGUCACAGUGAAGAUUCUCAGAUUCUCAGCCGUGGACAGAUGGAGUGCAGUGGCUCAUCAGAUCCAGUUCUUGGCGUCUGUUCACGUCUUCGUAAAGACUUUGAACCCUGGACUCGGCGUCCAUCAAACGGCGUCAGGACCAGUGGAAGCAGGACGCUCUCUGGUCCUUCGAUAUGAGGUUGAUUCGGGAACGUGUCUGGGGCCACACAGGGUCCAUUGGUUCAGACAGUCGGAAGAGUCUGCAGCAGUUCUCUACGGCGAGGAUCAGUGCCAGAGCGACGAAACAAACCCGACAAACUCCUGCUUCUACGACCUCCACAUUCAUAACGUGAGAUCAGAGCAAACUGGGACGUACUACUGCGCUGUGGCCGCCUGUGGACAGGUCCUGUUCGGGAACGGGACCAGGCUCAGGGUCAGAGAAGUCUCAGACAUGUUGGUCUAUGUCUUGAGUGGAGUGUCUGUGUUCAGCACCAGUCUGGUUGUUGGACUCUCUUUCUGCUUGUGCACAAAUAACAACACAGACAAAUCGGUGAGAAGUGCUGCAGCUAAGACAAAGGAUGUUGCCAAACGUCUGCAGCACAAGGCCACAGAGCAGGUGAACAGAAGGAGACAGUCACAUGACACAUGGAGCGAGUGCGUCUACUUCAGUGUGGAGCAGUGA